Messenger RNA from Pichia kudriavzevii, 2688 nucleotides. RefSeq lists its product as uncharacterized. The record is from RefSeq and is a predicted model, not a curated record. The coding region runs from base 1 to 2688 and encodes 895 amino acids. Gene Ontology annotation, molecular function: RNA binding; ATP binding; RNA helicase activity. NCBI's taxonomy places the organism in Eukaryota, Fungi, Ascomycota, Pichiomycetes, Pichiales, Pichiaceae. The transcript has a single exon.
AUGAGUGGGUAUAUGUCUAGAAGUGAUUCUCGUAGAGGACGUGGUCGCCCUUCAAGAGGAGGACAUGCACGAAACUAUAACUAUCAGUAUGGAGACUACAAUCAAAAGUACAAUUAUUACGAUAACAGAGGAUAUAAUAAUUAUGAUUACAAUUAUAAUUAUGCUCAUGGAUACAACAACCAUGGAUACGAUAACCAUGGGUACGAUAAUCAUGGAUAUAAUACUAACCGUCAAUCGCAAUACCCACAGCAUCAACAGCCACAGCGAGUAAACGUAACAACGGCUGAGGCAAUCAAGAAUCCGAAAACCGAAAAUUUGUCCGGUUUGAAUGAGGCUAAUGUUCCAAAUCGCCAUAGAAUAGAAAACGAUGAAACGAAAACCGAACAUUUCGAACCAAAAAAUGCAAUUUUGAAUGGUCUGUUCGAAAGAAAGAGCAAAAUCGAAGAAUUUCAAAACAAGGUUCAAAAACCGAAAAAGUCAUUGAUGAAAUUUAAAAAGAAAAAAACAAAUAAAGUGAAUAAUCAGGAGGUUAAAAAUGCCUUGUCAUUUGAUGAUGAUGAUGAUGAUGCUAACAUUGAAUAUGAUCAUGCUACUGCUAGUGGUGGCGAUGAUAACACUGCUGCUGGUAGUAAUGAUAGCUAUAACAAUAAAAGUGCUCGUAUGAAUGAUAACAAAAGUAUGGGAGAUAUAAGUGUUCAUGAUGAUAUAGACUUAUUGCUAGAUAAAAUGUCUUCUGAUGUCGGACAAAAGAAGAUCUCAAUACAAGAAUCUGAUGACGAAAGAGUAGCUGUGAAUGAUGAUAUAUCUUUGCCUGUGAAGCCUAAAAGGGAUAUACCGUAUCAUGAACCAUCUAACAUUCCAUUUGUUAAAAAAUUUUAUAACGAAUGUGAAGAAAUAAAGAAUAUUCCAGAGUCUGAAAUUAAUGCGUUCAGAAUAUCCAAUGGAAUAUAUGUGAAGAAUUCGAACAUUAGGCCCAUAUUUCAAUGGUCACAAUUGGGUAUACCUUCUAUUAUUUAUGACACUCUAAUGCUGCUGGGAUAUGAUAAACCAUCACCCAUUCAAAGUGAGUCGUUGCCGAAAAUUAUGAGUGGGUCCGAUUUCAUUGGUAUUGCGAAAACAGGAUCGGGUAAAACGAUUUCAUUUUUAUUGCCUUUGUUUAGACUUUUAUUCGGUAACAAAAAUGAUAAAAUCUCUGGCUUCAGUGAACCUCGUGCAAUAAUAAUAACUCCUACCAGGGAAUUAACCGUUCAAAUUGGUAAAACGUGUAGACCAUUUACCGAUUCAAUGGCAUUGAAGGUUGUAAAAUGUUAUGGUGGCCAAAGUAUAAGUGUUCAGAUUGGUGAAUUGAAGAAAGGUUGUGAUGUGGUUAUAGGUACCCCCGGUAGGAUAAUUGACUUAUUAUGCUCAAAUAAUGGGAAAAUUUUGAACCUGUCAAAAAUUCAAUAUUUCGUGAUGGAUGAAGCUGAUAGAAUGUUUGAUCUUGGAUUUGAACCUCAAAUUGAAAAGAUUGUUGAGCAAUGCCGUCCCGAGCGCCAAAAUGUUCUCUUUAGUGCUACGUUUCCGAAUAAAAUGCAAUGGCUAGCGAGACGAAUGACUAAUAAUCCGAUUGAAGUGACCAUUGGCAGUAAGAAUGUAGUUAAUGAAGAUAUUGAACAAUCGUUUGAGGUCAUACAAGAAAAUGGUGAUAAGUUCAAUAAGCUACUUGAAAUAUUAGGCCAGCACUACCAUGACGGCAAUAAAAUAUUAAUAUUUGUGGAAAGACAGAGCACUUGUGAUUCAAUUGUAAAGAAAAUGAUCAAGAGGGGUUAUCCAGUGAUGUCAUUACACGGUGGUAAGGAGCAACAUGAGAGAGAUGGUAUUAUCAAAGACUUUAGAAGUGGUGUUAUUGAUAUAAUUAUAGCUACAUCCGUCGCAGCUCGUGGUUUGGAUGUUCAAGAUUUAAAUCUUGUCGUCAAUUUUGAUUCACCUUCUCAUUUGGAAGACUAUGUGCAUAGAGUGGGAAGGACUGGUAGAGCAGGUAAAAAAGGUCUUGCAAUUACAUUGCUAGAGAGGGAUGAUCGGGUCCUUCCCGAUUUAGUCAAAAUGCUAAAGAAAAGCGGUAAAGAUGUACCAUUAGAGGUCAUGGAGUUAUACAACGAAGUGGAGAACCAAAACACCAUUAAUAACAAUAGCACCACUAAUCACGCAACUACAAAUCAACAUAGGAAGAAAUUUUCUGGCUAUAGUGGACACGGCCUUGAACAGCUUCAACAACGUCGUGAAGUCCAAAACAACGCAGAACGAAAGGCAUUUGCCGUUAAUGAAGAUGACGAUGACGGUGGUGCCGGUGAUGGUGAAGCUAAUAGCUUCGGCGAAGAUUUGAAAAUCAAUGUUCAUACUGGAAGCGGUGAGAGCAACAUGUUUCGUAUCGAACGGCCAACACCAGAGGAAGCGCAAGUAUCGUUGGUGGGACUUUCUCCAGACACCAGGAGACUUGUUACAUCGCCAGAGACUGUUUCCCAGUUGAGUGAAAUGGGCGUUACAGUUGCCGUCAGAGGUUCAGCCAGUAAAGGCGAUUUACAUCUAUACAUGGAAGGUUCUGCUGUUGGCGUGGAUAGGGGUGUUGUGUUUAUACGAAGAGAGGUAUCUCGUUCUCUUGAAGAAGCCAAUGGUGUCACUAGGAAAGGUGGUAAAUACUCUGUUGUGUAA